GAUUGUUUGGGUCCUCAAUUAUCUUCAAGUGUAAAUCCAAUCCAAUAAUCCAACCUCACCCUUUCUCCCACAUUGUCUCUGUAUAUGGAAAUUAAGAAUAAAAUUCAGCUAUUUUUCCUCACUAACUUGCCAUCUUUGCUUGUGUUUCUGUGUUGUGCUGAGGAAAUCAGCAGAGCUGAAUUCCCAGAUGGGUUCUUGUUUGGAACUGCUACUUCUGCAUACCAGAUUGAGGGAGCAUUUUUGGAAGAUGGGAAGACUCUGAGCAACUGGGAUGUUUUCAGCCACAUUCCAGGAAAAAUUGAAAGAGGAGAGAACGGUGAUGUCGCUGUUGAUCAUUACCAUCGUUACUUGGAAGACAUUGAGCUAAUGCAUUCUCUCGGGGUGAAUGCCUACCGGUUUUCCAUUUCUUGGGCCAGGGUCUUACCUAGAGGAAGAUUUGGUUCGAUUAAUCCAGCAGGAGUUGAGUUUUAUAACAAAAUUAUAGAUUGUCUCUUGCUCAAGGGAAUCGAGCCAUUUGUUACCAUAAGCCAUCAUGACAUACCACAGGAACUCGAGCACGGAUAUGGGGGUUUCCUCAGUCCUUUAGUACAGGAUGAUUUUGUUCUUUUUGCCAAAACUUGUUUUGAGAAUUAUGGUGACCGGGUAAAGUACUGGACUACUUUCAAUGAGCCAAACAUAUAUGCAGACAUGGGGUACAUUAGGGGUGUUUAUCCUCCAGGUCAUUGUUUAGAACCUUACCACAACUGUUCUGCUGGAAAUUCCGAAAGGGAGCCCUUAUUGGUGGUGCACAACAUGUUAAUAUCACAUGCCAAGGCUGCUUAUAUUUAUCGUGAGCGUUAUCAGCUCAAGCAAGGUGGUAGUAUAGGGGUGGUUGUGCAUGCAUUCAUGUAUGAACCCAUAAGUGACCAAGAAUGUGACCGUGAAGCUGCAAGUAGGGCCUUGGCCUUCAAUAUUGCCUGGGUGUUGGAUCCCCUUCUAAAUGGAGAUUACCCUCCUGAGAUGUAUCGUUUGCUUGGGGAGAACAUGCCAAAGUUCUCACCUGAUGAACUGAAGAAAAUAAAAGGCAGUAUCGACUUCAUUGGCAUUAACCAUUAUUCAAGUCUAUAUGCUGAAAACUGCAGCUAUUCUCCUAGCAAGCUAGGGUGUCAGGCAAUCAAAGGCUUUGUUUACACGACUGGAGAAAGAGAUGGGGUUCCAAUUGGGGAGGAGACAGCAAUACCAAGGUUUUAUGUUGUUCCAAGCGGACUAGAGAAACUCAUUGAUUAUCUGAAGACAAGAUACAACAACAAGCCUAUAUUUGUCACUGAAAAUGGGCUAUCUCAAAUGGACCAACCUGAAGAAAGAGACAGAGUGUUAUUGAAUGAUACCAAAAGAGUUGAAUAUCACAAGGGCUAUCUUUCCUCCUUAGCUCAGGCAAUUCGGAAAGGAGCAGAUGUACGAGGCUAUUUUGUUUGGAGUUUGCUGGACAACUUUGAAUGGACUAAUGGUUACAGUAUAAGGUUUGGGCUUUACUAUGUUGACUACAAAACGCUCUGCCGGAUUCCCAAGUUUUCUUCAAAAUGGUAUACAAGUUUCCUCAGUUACAAUAGCCAAAGAAAUAGGAAUGGGAUCAUUAGAAGAUCUCCCAUGAACAGUGCUGUAAUUUCAUUGAAGGUUGGAAAGAUGGAAAUAUAAUAUGCUGUAAGACAUUCUACACAUGGUUUAGAAAUGCCAUACAUCUCCAUUCUGUAUAAAUUCUCCCUAAUUUAAGAAUUUUGUAAAAAACUUGCCAUAAUGAUCAAAGUGCAGAGAAAAUUUAUCUUGCUCAUUCUAGCUGGUGGAACACAUAAGAAACAGAGAAUACAAAAUCAUGAUUUCAAUAAGAUUUACGCAGUCCAGAAAUUCAUAAGUAGAAUUCUGAAGCUUUGAGGUCCUAUAACAUCUCUUUCUUUGGGAUAAACCAAUUCUAGUAUAGAAAUUUUGGUCUUGAAUAAAUACUAGGUGAGAAUUUGAUGAGUUGAGUAUAGACAGCCUGACAGGUUAUACGGUGGGGACUCUGCUGAAUGGGAAGGGUAAAAUUGCCUCGAAAACCAGGUUCUAUGGAGUUGUUCUGGAAGUAUGUUAUCAGCAAUGGUUGACUUGUAUUUAGAAGAAUGGAGGUGCAUGAUCUAUUACCAGAUCAAUUGUUAUGCUGCUGCUGUAUUAGAGGGGCCUGGAGAACUUGCUGAUGAACUCUCCUAGGACCUCCUCGUCAUCCUGAAACUUAGAUUCAGAACUCUGAAUUUCCUAGAAACAUAAGUAGUUCAUGUUUCAUAAUGGCAGUUCUUUUUGAAUUCCCUUUUUUAGUUUGAUGAUGAUAAGCCAAUUUUGUAGAUGUUUCUUGUUUAUAUGCUGAUGUGAUUUCAAUGAUAUGGCUUCACUUGCAUCCUUCUCACCA
Messenger RNA from Vitis riparia (riverbank grape), 2416 nucleotides. Its product is annotated as beta-glucosidase 18-like. The transcript is spliced from 12 exons. Gene Ontology annotation, biological process: carbohydrate metabolic process. The record is from RefSeq and is a predicted model, not a curated record. The coding region runs from base 85 to 1674 and encodes 529 amino acids. Gene Ontology annotation, molecular function: beta-glucosidase activity. Lineage: Eukaryota; Viridiplantae; Streptophyta; Magnoliopsida; Vitales; Vitaceae.